AUGUUCGCUGCUUCUCUUCGUUCCGUCACUCGCAAUGGCCCUUCGGCGGCCCGCAGCUUCAGCUCGACCGCUGCUACGAGCGCUGCCGAGGUUAAAUCGCUGGGUGUGAUCGGUGCUGGCCAGAUGGGUCUGGGAAUUGCUCUCGUUGCUGCACAGAAGGCUGGAGUGCCCGUUACUCUGGUCGAUACGUCACAAGCCUCGUUGGACAAGGGUCUCAAGUUCGCUGACAAGCUUCUCGAGAAGGAUGUCGCCAAGCAGCGCAUCACCCGAGAAGCCGCCGAUGCAGCUCGUGCCCUGCUUACCCCCACCGUGAAGAUGGAGGACCUUUCCUCGGUAGACUUUGUCAUUGAGGCCGUCCCCGAGAUCCCCGAUCUCAAGCAAUCCAUCUUCAAGAACCUUGCUCAGAUUGCGCCCAAGCACGCUAUUCUGGCCACUAACACCUCGUCUAUCCCCAUCACCAAGAUUGCCGCGGCCACCACUACAGACCCAACGGACCUGCAGGCUCCAUCUCGGGUGAUCUCGACCCACUUCAUGAACCCCGUCCCCAUUCAAAAGGGUGUGGAGAUUAUCCGUGGUCUGCAGACCUCGCAAGAGACCAUGGAUACUGCCAUUGCUUUUGUCGAGCGCAUGGGCAAGGUGGCCUCGGUGUCUGCCGACUCUCCUGGCUUCCUGGCCAACCGCAUUCUCAUGCCGUAUAUCAACGAGGCUGUCAUUUGCCUUGAGACUGGUGUCGGUGGCCGUGAGGAUAUUGACAAUAUCAUGAAGAAUGGUACCAAUGUCCCCAUGGGUCCCUUGACCCUGGCGGAUUUCAUUGGCCUCGAUACUUGCCUGGCUAUCAUGAAUGUACUCCACCAGGAGACUGGUGACAGCAAGUACAGACCCGCCGGUCUUCUCCGUCGCAUGGUGGAUGCUGGCUGGAUGGGCAAGAAGACCGGCAAGGGCUUCUACGAUUAUUGA
Molecule: messenger RNA, 957 nt
Organism: Penicillium cataractarum
Lineage: Eukaryota; Fungi; Ascomycota; Eurotiomycetes; Eurotiales; Aspergillaceae
Product: 3-hydroxyacyl-CoA dehydrogenase family protein
Exons: 3
Coding region: 1-957 (318 amino acids)
Biological process (GO): fatty acid metabolic process
Molecular function (GO): oxidoreductase activity, acting on the CH-OH group of donors, NAD or NADP as acceptor; NAD+ binding
Source: RefSeq, a predicted model, not a curated record